This is a messenger RNA of Quercus robur (English oak), 1038 nucleotides long. Its product is annotated as mediator of RNA polymerase II transcription subunit 32. The coding region runs from base 187 to 618 and encodes 143 amino acids. The record is from RefSeq and is a predicted model, not a curated record. The transcript is spliced from 3 exons. Gene Ontology annotation, cellular component: mediator complex. Gene Ontology annotation, biological process: root development; regulation of DNA-templated transcription; cold acclimation. NCBI's taxonomy places the organism in Eukaryota, Viridiplantae, Streptophyta, Magnoliopsida, Fagales, Fagaceae.
CUUAAGUUCUUAACAAAUAUUUAUAAUUUUAUACCUGAUUCCUGAACCUCAGAACCUGAUACGGUGAGGUGGGCAGUUGAGACUUGAGAGAGGCGGAGAGCAGAGAAUCAGAGAGAGGCUGAGGCGGUCCAGCUGGAGACUAGAGAGAGGCGGAGAGCACAGACUAGAGAGAAAGGGAGGCCCAAAAUGGACAACAUUGUAGAGGCUUUGAACAAUGCAUAUCAGGACUUUGUUGCUGCAGCAGCUAAUGUACUCGAAGCCAAGGAGAUUGCUGGUGCCCAGAAAACAACAGCCACAGAUGCUGCUCUAGAAAAUUUUAAGCAGAAGUGGGAGUUGUUCAGAGUUGCUUGUGACCAAGCAGAGGAGUUUGUGGAGUCUGUGAAGCAAAGGAUAGGAUCAGAGUGCCUAGUGGAUGAAGCAACUGGCUCACCGGCUGGGAAGUCAGGCCAGAGCACUGGUCUUCCACCCAUUAGUGCAGUCCGUUUGGAACAGAUGAGUAAGGCUGUCCGAUGGCUUGUGAUUGAACUACAGCAUGGUUCUGGAAGUGCAGCUGUUUCAGCCAAUUCCCACCCUUCUGCUCCUUUUGAUGCUAGGUUCACUGAAGAUGCAACUCAAUAGGGUGUAGCCUAGUGGUUGGACUGGAGGCUUGGGAUGAGCUUUGGACCCAGACAUCCUGGGUUCAAUCCCUAUUAGGAGUUCCCCUACUUGAUACACGGUUCUAGUGGGUGGGGUCAUGUAUCUGUGGUUUACUUCUCAAGGGUGAGUGCAAAGGGCCCUGCCAUAGUGAGGUUCUAUGUCAUUAAAGAAAUCAAGUGACUGUGUUAGACACACAUACACACUGGAGAGGUCACAUGCCUAAUGGUUAGUAUAAUCUGAGGUGCUGGUUGCCAACUCCAGUAUUCUUGUUAAUGGUUCAAUACACUUAGAAUUCUAAUGUUCAUGUACAACACUGUUUAGGUCUUUUAUUGCUUCAAAAGAAAUCUCUUUGAUCUGUCAUAAUUCUUUUUUCCUUUAAAUAGAAUUUUCAUCUUGAUAUUA